UAUAUUUUUCUAAAAAAAUUAUGAGUAGUAAAUUCCCCUGAGGAAAUGCCGCUUCCCUACUAGUGCAAGAGCAGGGCUCUGGGUAGCGGGAAAUAGAUGUUGUAUAACCCAGCCUUGCCCUGGGGAAUGGAUUGCCUAAUUGCCUCCUGAAAGGUUUAAGUGUGGAGGAUUCAUGGGGAGCCUGGAGAAAAUGACACCGGCUGUUUGGUGAUUGAGUUUGGGGAGCUGGGAGGCUGUGUGCAUCCCUGAGGGCUGGGCCCAGAGACAGGCAGCAAGCCCGGCGGCACAGACAACAAGUGGGUACUUAGAAAUCCUGCGGAAGGAGCACAGAGAGGCAUUUGGAAGAGGAGCACUUUGGGGUUUUGUCUGUUUUUGUUUCUGUGGCUUUUUGUUGCUGGGCCAGAAGGACAAGGGGUUCUGCCUCCCCUCCCGACCCUGAGAUCCUGGGGCAGCCUUGGGCAGCCUCAAGCUCUGGCCGGAAGGGCCAGCGAAGCCCAGCACGAGUGUCUCAGCCUCGCCCUGCCAGCCUCGCCCUUCAGCUGAGCUGGAACAGAAGUUGGCUUUGCCCUGCGCGUCAGGUAGAUUUGGGUGGUCUUCAUUUUCGAGGUGAGAAAUGGGGACUUUCUUCACUUAUGUGAAUUAUUUAGAUGAGAACUUACUUUAUACGGCUAGGCCGGCCUCAGUUGGUCCCAUGCACUGGGGAGGCCGGGUGCAGAAGAAGCCCCCCCAGCUUCAGAAAAUGCUCCAUGGGGAUCAGUCCCUGUCACCCCCGGUCCUUGGAGCCAGUGUUGUCCACUCCGUGUCUGCUGUUUGCUACGAUGGGCCUUAGGUUCUGUCCUUGGCCUGUUCCUCUGGGCCAAGCCUCAGGCAGCUCCGCUGAGAGAGGCCCGGCAGGGAUAUUAGUGAGGAAAGGGUGCUGGGCCUGCCGCCCUCGUGAAGCAGAGGCAGCCACGUGUUCCCUGGAAGCACCAGUUUAUGUCUUCGGGCAAGGGUGUCCCCUCUUUACAAAGCACCUUCUUCCCUCCCAGGCCGGCAGGCCGUCUGGACGUGAGAAGAGCCGAUCCACCCUGCCGGUGCCCCCGGCUGCUCCUCCUUCCUGGGUGCAGCCCAGCCCGUUCCCCUGUCCCUCAGGACGAUGCAGUCGAUCCCCCCAGUGGUGCCCAGGGAUCCUCAGCCAGGUCCCCGGUUCAGGGGUCAGAAGCUGGCGUGGGGCUCAAGGUGGAUGCUGGCAAGGGUGGAGCCAGUUUCCAUGGCAUUUCCUGAGCCACACCUGCAGCGCACCAAGCCCCGCCCUCAGGGAGGCCACUUCUGCAGGACCAAACUCCGCCGAGCUGCCCCCAGCCUGCCCCCGGCCCCUCCCGCUGUGCCUGGGUGAGCGCCCAGCUCGCCGUCCCCACCCUCCUGGCCCCGCUCUGCCCGGCCUCAGAGGGCUGCGGUCUGGCUGGCCUGGCGGGAGCUGGGCACUGACUCCACUUGUGACUCCAUCCUGGCGUGUUCUCUCUGUGGACCGCUUCACCAUUAAGAAAGGAAAGAGCUUCAGCCCUGUGGCACGAAUUCCUGACACAUUCGACGUCCUAAUUAUCCAGGAUGAAUCAGCAGCUCUGCCCGGCAGGGCGCUGGGAAGCCUGGGCUGCCAGCCCACCGCUGGAGGACUUCAGGGAGAGCUACCUCUGUACCUGGGGAGGCCCCAAGUUGACCCCAUCCUAGAGAUUCCUUCUGUCCAUCUUAUUUGUGUCACUGGGGGCUAGAGGGGAGAGCGAAGCUGGCCGUGAGAUUUUCAUAAGAGGCUCGGGUUCCAGAAAUGACUGCCGUUCCCUGAAAGUGAGGCCUUUGAUGUGGUUUCCACUGUAACCUUGAAUCCCCUGGGACAGCCCUCGUGCAGGAGUGCAUCUCUGAGAAACUAGCCUGCCCACAGCCCCUGUGACCGCCUUGGUCUUUGCUGCUCCCCCCUUUCCUGCCCCCGUGUCCUCCAGUGGUGGGGGUCCCCAGUUUACUUGCGAAUCCACAACCAAAGCCCAGAAAGAAGAAGGUUGGGGAGCCCUGCCGAGGAGUGACGCACAGGUGUACCAGGUGCGCUGCUCGAGAGAGCGGCACCUCUUCCUAAGUCAAGAGCAGCAGGUGGAGAGGCCGGUCCACGUUCAGAGGCUCUGUGGGUGCCCACUGCUUGCCUCCCUCUGCACCCUGCUUGCCCGUAUCAAAGGGGGUGCUGUGAUCAACUCCCACCCCGCCCCUUUGAAGCCCCACUAAUCUCCCUUUUCACCCCACAAGCCCGUGUGCUGGCGUCGGUACCCCUGUGGGGUGUUGGCCACCAGGGACACGAGGGGCCCCAGCUGGUCUUGCCUUGUUCCCAUCGCCCUUGUCCGUCCUGUGCAGUCGGACUUUCUCCAUCCCCUCCAUCCCCCUUGUGUUGUCCCCAGGGCCCCUCCUCUGACCUCCUGUGUCCUCACAGCCCCAGGCUCCUGCAAUUUUCUGCCGUGUGCCCACAGGUUAGAGAUGCCCACACUUCCUGGGCAGGGCAUGGCGUGCAAGCCAGACCUCUAAGGAGGGAGGUGAUCCUGCCCAGGCUUCCUAAGGGCUGGUGCCUGGCGCCCUGUGUACAUUCGGGACCGCAGCCCACCCUGAGCAUGCAAAGCAGCCCUGGUGGGGGCCGCGUGGGAGAGGGUGAGAGCCUGGUCUCCCCUCCUCGCUGCUGGGCAGAUCCUUUUGGGACCACCGAGCCAGGAGCAUCCCUCCGCUAGUGAAGCAGGACCUUCUUGGCCGUGCUGUCCCUCCACUGGGGGAGGGAGAAGCGGACUCUUCUAAUCCGCCCCCAGGGCUCCUGAAGACCCGCUCGUGCCUCUAACAAGGAGCUGCCACUGUGGUCCGCACGGCCCAGGCCUCAGAGCCAACCAGCGCCAGGCCGACCUAGAGCCCAGCUCGAGCCCCUGUGAGCGUGGAAACCGUGAAGGUCCCACAGGCGAACACAUGGCUCGGGCGGAGGGGGGGGCACCGAGCCUCGUUUGGUCCAUGUCCAAUCUUGCAAGUUAGGGAAACUGGACGAGUCACAGCCUUUUCGUAAGUUCUCAGUCACAGACGUCUUCACCUGCUCCUCCAAAGCCGUGUUCUGGAGCCCAGUACAGGGAAGCCGUGGACGUGACCUCACUCACCCUCACGGAACAGGGAGAACUGACCAGAGAGAUGCCCCCAGAGGACCCGGAGCUGCGACCCCGCGUCGGAGGACCAGGCCAGGUUCUCGCUAAGCCCCGUCUCCCUGUUCUGCUGGGACUUCCAGAGAAGCCAGCUUCACCUGCGGGGCCCUGGCUGACCUCACGCUCCUUCUAAACCUGGGCGUGAGGACGCCUGAGGACCCUGGGGUGCUGCGGACACGGGACUUCUUUCCUGUCUGCUUGUCUCCUGUGACCAGCAUCGCUCGUCCUUCUGACUCUCCCACACCAGGCCCCGCGGCUAUGCUUCUGCGUCCACAGAGACAAGCUGCCACGUGAUCAGAAGAGAGGGGACAGAGGGGACAGCUCUGCAACUUUAUACGGGUCCUGCUGAGGCGGAACUCCGUGGCGAGAAGAAGAAUCUUCCCAGCAGUGUCCCUACAGGAGGCCCAGCCGUCCAUCCGGGUCAACGGGUUGCUGUCAUGAACCAGGGGGAGGCUGAGCACCACGAGGGCAGGUGUCGCGGGAGGGAACAGAGGGGACGCCUCCGAGGUCCUGAGCCACGUGAGCCCUGAAGGAGGCCGGCCUAGUGGGGUGUUUGCGCAGGUGAUGCUGGACACACACCGCUGGGUUGGGUGUAGGCGCAUCACCCACCUCGUGGGGUCUUGUCCCCUUAGCUGCUCCCAAGAGCAAGCAGUGGUGUGGGAAGAAUUUUCCAAGGGUACCCUCUGCUCGGGGCCACCGCUGCCCCACUGCCCUCUCACAGCCCAGCCCCGCUGGGCCCCCGGGCGCGUGUCCUCGGGGAAGAGGUGCAGGGCCCCCGCACAGCUUUUCAGGGCUGCCUGGAGCCUGUCAGCAGGGGCCUGCCCUCUCCUGUGCGGUCAGAAAAGGGCUGAGCGACGCCGACAGGACCUGCGCUGGGCCUGUGCCGGGGAAGGGGCCUUUCUGGACUUCAAGGGUCCCCAACAAGAGCUUCACACUUGGGACAGAGGAGAGGCAGCCCUCAUCCAUGUCAAGAGAGGAGGGAUGCGGGUGGGAAGAGAAGAUAAAAGCUGGGAGAAGGUGCCAUGUGGACGGAGAGGAGGCCCUGAUUCCGGCCACCGUGGCUCCCAGGACGGGCCUAGUCAUCCCGAUGGAGCUGGCUGGUCGUUCAGAUUGAAGUCAAAUCAGUUCACACGUGGAAAGGAUCAAGCAGGUCAGUAAUUUGACUUAGGCCCUCAUCAUCUCUCUCCUAAGCCAGCGCAAGCCUCCUAACGGUCCCUGUUUCCAUCCUUCCCGGUCUGCCAGGGCCCACCUGGGCCAGCUGGGCCCUGCCAUCUUGAGGCCCGCAGGCCUCCCAUUGCCACUUCAGACUUGACCCAACUUCUGAUUUACGCAGCAGCUGCUCUCAGAGGUGCCGUGCACCAGAGCCCCCGGGAGACGCAUGAAAGCACAGACGCGAGUCCCCGCCUCCUUCCACAGCUGCCAGGUCAGAAUCCGUCCGUGUCCCGCUUCCUGUUGCCACUGUAACAAGUUGUCACACUUAGCGGCUCAGCACAGCACCGCUCACCACCUCACAGGUCUGUAGGUCAGACAUCAGAAGGGGUCUCCCCUGGGCUGGGAAUCAAGGUGGCCACAGGGCUGGCUCCUUGUGGAGGCUGUACGGGGGAAUCUGGGCUUUUUCCAGCUUCCAGAGGCCUCCUCUGCCUACAAAGACCGUCUGUACUGAGUCAGAUGCUCCGUUAGUCCCACGCUCCCCACGGGAUGACAGGUGACUUGCCUCUGCCUCUCAUAGGCUUCGCUGGUCGUUCAGCUGCUUGGGAGCCACGCUGAAGGAACCUUUGCAUCGAGGCCCAGACCAGACCAAAGAUCUACCCAGUGGCAUUGCUGGGUGACCACAGACCUGGACACCCCGUGCAGGCUCACCUGGCCGUCCCCAAAGCCAUCUUACCAGACGUCCACGUCCUUGCACAGGCUGGAAAGCAGGACACCCAUGCGGCCCCUCUGAGCGAGUGAAAGGAGCUGAUUACAGCCACCGGGCAGAAGCUUCAGGGCCCCGACGGCCUGCUGAAGGCUGUCCCUCAAGCCGUCCUCCCGGGCCACAGAUGAAUGUCCCCAGACAUCCGUGUCCUGACCCCUGGAACCCGGGAAUGUGGAAUUCAGGGUGCUGGUCCAGUGACCCUGAUGUGGACAGAGUCCUGGGCUCUCCGGUGGCCCAGUGUGAUCACAGGGUCCUUAAAAGUGGAAGAGGCAGCAGCAGAGGAGGUCAGCGAUGUGAGGGGGAAGGACUCAGUCCUGCAGUGCUGGCUUCGGAGGCGCAGGAAGGCCCACGAGCUGAGGAAAGCGGGCGCCUCGAGAAGCUGGAAACGGCCCUUCGAUGGAUACGAGUCCUCCCCUGGAGCCUCCAGAAAGUGGGCAAAGCGAAUCCCAGGAGGGGCAGCAUCGGGCCCCUCAGAGAGGAGGGGAAAUGGCUUAAAAAAUAAAAGGCUUCACACUGACUGAGGUUUUGAGACAUACAGAUCAGAGUCUGUGAAAAGUGUGCUUACAUUUUUUCACAUGUGAAAUGGACUAAUUGUCAGUGACGGUAGUCUGCAUUUGCAUCUGUAUCUGGCAUUCGCAACGCACAUUAACCUCUAAGAACGUGGAGGUUACACAUGGGGCUUUGCUGGGCAAGGCAUUCACUCAAGGUUGCCCGGCUACCGGUGGUCUGGCAAGAGGGAUGCAGCUUCCAGCACAGCACAGACAGACAGACAGACGCUGGAAGGGCAGACAGAUGCUGGAAGGGCAGGCGGACGCUGCAGGGCAGGUGGACGCUGGAAGGGCGGGGACGCUGCAGGCCCGUCUUGAUUACAAAGGCAAAGGAUUGUUUUCAAAAUUAAACUCAUGCUCCACGUCUUCGCAACAAAAGCAGUGAGGACGUGAGUGAUUCCCCGAAACUGUUUUGUAGAGCUUUACCUGAGUGGAUGCCCAGAAAACCCCGUAACAGAAUGACUGUUUGGGAAUAGCCUCCGGAAAUCCUACUGGAGGGGGAUGGGGCGUGUAACUAGAACACGAGUCUCCCAGAAGCCUGUCCUCCCGCUAACCCUGCUCUAGCCCAGUGCGUCACGCCAGCAGGGCCCACGCUCUGGACCUCCUCUCCUCACGGCCGCAAAGGCCUCCGCGGCGACGGGCCGGCUGUACUGCCUGCUUCGUCACCUGCUCUUUAAUUGGGAAGCCCAGUGUCCAGGCCCACGGCACUGCCCCCACCGUCCACUCCCCCGCCUCGCCAACCCUGCUCCCUUGGUGCAAGCUCCUAAUUGAUUAAACGGAUGAUUGAUUAUCGGGCCCGAGCCAUGUGUUCUCCAGACACCCGUUUGCUUGGAAUGGACGGAGCGCGGCCGACAUCCAUCACCGCCCGCUGCCCGCAGACUCGGAGCCAGGGACUGCUGUGGGCCCCGCCGCCGUAAUUGCCGCCAGCCUCCCCUGAAGCAGGUGCACACCCGCCAUCAGUUUUGCUGUCUUGAUGUGAGCGUCCUGCCAGCCGGCCACUGUCAGAUGCUGCUGACGCAGGACUCGCUGCUCCCAGCCUCCCAAAGCAGCCACCCUGUUCGGGAUGCCCGGUGACGGUUCCGUCAGGGAGCGGGGAGUGAGGAUUCAGGUGCCUCCUGGUCGCGGGGCUGCUGGGGGACAUGUGAUCCGCUACUUUCUUGCUGUCUGGUGAGAUGGAGUGGUGACUCCAGCUGGGUCCUGGGAGCAGGAGGAUCAGUUUCCCCCCUAAACUGUGGCCCUCAGGCUAAGAUGCUAUUGCCCAGGCAGCCCUUGAAAGCCGGGGUUUCACUUCACCCCCAUCUGGACAUGAGAAAGUAGGGGGGAAACGGGAAUCCACUCAGUCAAUCCAGCCACACGAGGCCCUUUAUUUUGUGCAGCCUGGGAGGCAGGCAUAGCGUCAAACGGGAGGUGGGGUCAGUGCAUGACUGUCACACACAGUCCUGAGACUCCACGUCUGGAGGCUGACGAGGUCCUUUCUGCAGGGGUGCGUCCAUGGCCUGUGCUUCCGGCAUCUUUCUUGCUUCACCCAUGAAUUUCCACGAACGUUGUGCUUCUUUAAAGUGAAGCAAUGAUUGUGAGGCAAAUAUAAAGCUACGGGGUGCAAAAGCAUCUCUGUUUCUACAAUUUUCUCCUCGAUCUUUUAACGGUGGCUGGUCUCCCUCAGGGCCACGUUGGAAGCAAUAUUUGUGCUACUCAACUUUACAAGUCUUUCGAAAGCAAUAGGCCCAAUUUUCAUAAAACAUCAAUUCCCUCUCUUUUCACUCAGCCUCCAUCAUUUUGCUUCCCAGUAAGUAAAUCUCAUCAGUGCAGUAAAGCAGUCCUAGACAGCUUUGGGACCAAGCACACUGCUUCCAGCUGCAUACAAGCAGCUCGAGACGGCCACAGUCUCCGCAGGCCAGCUGGAGGUCCUGCCAUAGGAAGACCAGCCUGGGACGAGGCCAGGCCCGCCCUGGCAAUGCUCAACGGGCACCCAGGAAGAGCGGCACCCAACUGGGUCACGACUCAGGCUGAGAAGCGCCAGUUACAUCCACUGCGUGGUGAUCGGCAGUCAAAGUCGAGUCCCAAGACGCCGCCGUUUCCCUAAGACUGAAAAAUAAACCAGAAGCCCUAGCUUUCCAGAGCCCUUAAAGAGAAUUACACAUUCUGGACAUUUACUUUAUUUGCGUUUUUUUUUUUUUUUAAGCUGAAGACAUUUUCAACUUAAAAAUUUGUAUAAUAAUGUAUUGUGCAAUGUACACAUCGUACAUUAUUGUAUACAAUUAAAAGCUUGAA
Lagenorhynchus albirostris (white-beaked dolphin) is the source of this 7922-nucleotide messenger RNA. RefSeq lists its product as uncharacterized. The record is from RefSeq and is a predicted model, not a curated record. Bases 648 to 1748 code for a protein of 366 amino acids. NCBI's taxonomy places the organism in Eukaryota, Metazoa, Chordata, Mammalia, Artiodactyla, Delphinidae. The transcript is spliced from 2 exons.